GGAGUUGUGACGCAGAGCUUCCUUGUUUAACUCAGCGCGGGAGUUUAACGGAGUAAGUGUUCUUAAACAUGCCCUGCGAAAGGAAGCCGAUGCGCUACGGCCACUCGGAAGGACACACCGAGGUCUGCUUCGAUGACACUGGAAGGUAUAUUGUAACAUGUGGAAAUGAUGGCGAUGUUCGGAUUUGGGAAAGCCUGGAUGACGAUGAUCCAAAGUUUAUCACUGUUGGAGAAAAGGCCUACUCCCUGGCACUCAAGAAAGGAAAGUUGGUGACGGCGAGUUCAAACAACACAGUGCAGAUCCACACGUUUCCAGACGGAGACCCGGAUGGCAUCCUGACACGCUUCACCACCAACGCCACUCAUGUCACCUUCAACAGCAGCGGCUCCAGAGUCGCUGCCGGAUCCAGUGAUUUCAUGGUGAAGGUGGUGGAGGUGUCAGACAGCAGUCGGCAGAAAACGCUGCGAGGCCAUGAAGCCCCCAUCCUCAGUGUCUCCUUUGACCCCAAGGAUGAAUACUUGGCGUCUGCCUCCUGUGACGGCUCGGUGGUUGUGUGGAACAUCGAGGAGCAGACUCAGGUGAUCAGUUGGCCGCUGCUGCAGAAGACAAACGACGUCAGCAACGCCAAGUCUCUGUGUCGGUUAUCCUUUCAGCCUGGAGCAGGGAAGUUUUUAGCUGUUCCUGUUGAAACCAAAGUGCACCUGUAUGAGCGGGGAUCCUGGGAUCUCGUCGGCAUGCUGUCUGAUGAUCUUCUCACACAGCCCAUCAACGUGGUAGCCUGGUCCCCCUGCAGUACCUUCCUGGCAGCUGGCAGCAUUGGAGGUUUGCUCACAGUGUGGGACGUGAACAGCAAGCUGUGUGUGGAAAGGCAGAAGCAUGAGAAAGGCUUCACGGUGUGCAGCUUGGCCUGGAAUCCUUCAGGCAGACAGAUCGUCUACACAGACACAGAGGGCUGCCUGGGGAUGUUGGACGGACUCGGUACCUCCACUGCUUCCUCCAGCAUCACCAAGGCACCAGCUACGAAACCUGCUAAAGACUACGACGACCUCUUUGAUGAAGAUGAUGACAGAAUGAUGGACGAAGGGCUCAGUGAUGCCAAUUCACCAAAGAAGACUGUAGUCGGGGAGGAAGAGGACGAGGAUGACUUCCUGAUUCCAUCCACGGGGCGCGUGAGGAACAGAGGAGCAAUCCUGGACGAUGAGAAUUCACUGGACACAGGGUCUCUUAAACUUGGUCAAGAGAAGUUUGUUGACGACGAUGACGAUGCUGGCAGCUCUGUGGCCCCUGCGGCGGCCCCUCUGAUGCCCCUACGCCCUGUCUAUGAGGGUCCAAUGCCGACUCCUCCCCAGAAGGCCUUUCAGCCCAGCUCCACGCCAGCUCACCUCACGCACCGCUUCAUGGUGUGGAACUCAGUGGGGAUAGUGAGAGGCUACAAUGACGAGCAGGACAACGCCAUUGAUGUGGAGUUUCAUGACACUGCUGUCCACCACGCCAUGCAUCUCACCAACUCUCUGGGUCACACCAUGGCCGAUCUUUCCCAGGAGGCCGUUCUGCUGGCCUGCCCCAGCACUGAAGAGCUUGCGAGUAAACUGCAGUGCCUCCACUUCUCCUCCUGGGACACCAACAAGGAAUGGAUGGUGGACCUGCCGAAAGGCGAGGAUGUGAAGGCGGUCUGUCUGGGUCAUGGCUGGGCGGCCGUCGCCACUACCUCUCUGCUGCUUCGGCUAUUUUCUAUCGGUGGCGUCCAGAAAGAGAUCUUUAGCCUACCGGGGCCGGUGGUGUGCAUGGCCGGACACGGAGAGCAGCUGCUGGUGGUUUACCAUCGAGGAACGGGUUUUGAUGGAGAACAGGCUCUUGGCGUUCAACUGCUGCAGUUCGGUCGCAAAAAGAGGCAGCUGAUCAACGGCGAAUCUCUCCCCCUCUCUCCCAAAUGCUACCUGGCCUGGCUCGGGUUUACCGCUGAAGGCACGCCAUGCUACGUGGAUUCUGACGGGCUGGUGCGGAUGCUAAACCGCUCGCUGGGCAAUACGUGGACACCAGUUUGUAACACCAGGGAGACCUGCAAGAGCAAAUCGGAUCACUACUGGGUGGUCGGUGUGCAUGAGAAUCCACAGCAGCUCAGGUGUAUUCCAUGUAAAGGCUCCCGGUAUCCUCCCACUCUGCCUCGGCCUGCUGUCGCCAUCCUUCCCUUUAAGCUGCCGCUGUGUCAGACUAGCACAGAAAAGGGACAAAUGGAGGAACAGUACUGGCGUUCUGUCCUCUUCCACAAUCACCACAGCUUCCUGUCCUCCAGCGGCUACGAGAUCGACGAGGCUGCUCAGACGCAGUCAGAGAAGGAGCAGCAGGAGCUUCUCAUGAAGAUGUUUGCAUUGUCCUGUAAACUGGAGCGGGAGUUUCGCUGUGUGGAGCUGGCAGAGCUGAUGACUCAGAACGUGGUGACUUUGGCCAUCCGCUACGCGUCCCGAUCCAGACGGAUGAACCUGGCGCAGAGGCUGAGUGAGAUCGCCCUGGAGAAGUCCAACCAGCUGCAGGAGGAUGAGCUGGAGGUCCCAGAGGAGCAGCCGGCGUUCUCUGGUGUCAGAUCGACAUCAGGGUACAGGCAGACUGAGCCCACAGAUGAUCCUUACAGCCCCAGAGAGAAUCAAGAGGAGGAGGAGGAAGAGCUUGGAGAAGAAGACGAUGGUGGGGAGACGGAGAUGGAGGAGACAACGGAAACCAAGAAACGUUUAAAUCCUUUCGCUAAAGAAGCAGGUUCACCUGUGAAGCCGUCACUGAUGCCAACUGGUAAAGUGGGAAGAUCAAACCCUUUCAAAGUUGCAGGUUCUGGAACGCCGACGUCCUCAUCUGGAAAAACUCGGGUCACAAACAUCCUGGACAACAUGACAUCUAGCAGGAAGUCAACUCCAAUCAGCGGCUCAGCUGGAAAACCAAACAAAGGCCCUGUCCUCAAGCCACUGGCACCAAGAGCCAAAUCUAAGGCUCAGUCCACUCUGCUCCAGAUCUCCAGCAACAAAACGGCUAACAAGAAAAACCAAGAGACGGCAGAGCAGGCUGCAGAUCUGCAGAAACAGCCUGAUACCACAGCGCCGCCAACACCCACAGAAAACACAGAAAACAAGAGGCCAAAGACGGGCUUCCAGCUGUGGCUGGACGAGAACAGGAAGGUCAUCAUCGCUGAUAAUCCAGAUCUGGAUGAGACGGAUGUCAUUAAAGAGGCUAUGGGACGGUUCAGGACGCUAUCAGCAGACGAAAGACUUUCGUGGACAGAAAGAGCAAAAGGACAAGCAGGAGACGCAGCGGACGCAAGGAAAAGGAAAAGAGCAGAAGGAGAUGGAGGUGCUGAAAACGAAACGGUGGAAACUGAUGAAAAUAACAGCAAGAAGAAAAAGUCCCUGGAUCCCUCUUCCAAGCUGUCAGCAUUUGCAUUUAACAAAAACUGAAUGUUUACUGUUGAAACGGACAAAAUGUCUGUUUAAAUAUGUGAUAUUUUGAGACUAAUUAUUUUUUUCUCAGUUAGCCUGAUCAGAGGAUCGUCAUGUUCUGUCAAAUACAGACAAAUUCUCUUUCAUUGUUUUAUAUUCCUAUUGUGUGAAAACUUCACUGUAUUUUAUCAAUUUAAUAAAUAUUAAA
Messenger RNA from Cyprinodon variegatus (sheepshead minnow), 3630 nucleotides. RefSeq names its product WD repeat and HMG-box DNA binding protein 1 (gene wdhd1). Lineage: Eukaryota; Metazoa; Chordata; Actinopteri; Cyprinodontiformes; Cyprinodontidae. The record is from RefSeq and is a predicted model, not a curated record. Gene Ontology annotation, molecular function: protein binding; chromatin binding. Gene Ontology annotation, biological process: mitotic cell cycle; DNA-templated DNA replication; DNA repair. Gene Ontology annotation, cellular component: nuclear replication fork. Bases 69 to 3440 code for a protein of 1123 amino acids. The transcript has 26 exons.